AUGGGGCUGGGGGCUGGAGGUGCGGGUGCAGAGGUGAACGAGAUGCUGUCCCCCGCCUUCACGAUGCCUGGUUUCAGGCCUGGGCGCUCUGUGCCGCAGGCCAAGCCACAGAAGGAGGGCAAGCCGCCGUCCGGGGCUGGAUUUGACGGGACGCCCAUCCUCGGACACGGGAGCCUCUGUGUUCCUGCCUCUGUGGGGCGGGGGUCCCAGCCUCCUCCCCAGAGCAGGGCAGCCGCAGCUCCUGCAGCGCCCCUUGUGGCCACACGGUGGCACUGUUGCAGCUCCACCGCCGCUGACCCCAGCUGCCGGCCGGGCCCCCCGCCCCGACCGGGUGCCUGGAUGGGGCUUCUGGUCGCCCUCCCUGCCUCGCCACUGGGCCCCUCUGGACCUACCGUGGCCCACCCAGGGGUCUCCCUAACCGGGCUCUGGGUGUGGUGCAGCCUCACCACCCUCUGGAAGCCGCAGGGCUCCUUUUGCAAGUCCCCCCCCACCUUUGUGGACCUGUGUGCCUGUGCAGCUCCCCAGUUCAGAGGGGCCCCUUGGGGCCUGAGGCUCGUCACCAGCGAGCGGGACAGAGGACAGUCUAUCCCCGGGACAGACCAGGACCCGGAGGUCGCCCCGGCCUGCAGAACUAUAGGUGGAGUCACGGGGUCCCCUGCGGGCAAGGGGACGGCUGCUCGUGGGGUCCAAGCCAAGCGCAGGCCCAAGGGCACGCCCUGGCUGGAUGCCCCUCCCACUCCGGGCCCCUCCCCGCCACCCCCCUUGUUUCUGCUGGGAGCCCCCAGGGCGGACAUUCACCACCAGUUCCUCCCUCAGCACGUCACUCACGGCCUGAACCUCACGGUGGACGCCGCAGGGCCGAUGGGCAGCCGGGCACAUCCUGACCCCGGGCAAUCUCUCUCGUCGCCCUCUCACGUCCGGAGCGCUCAUGCCGCUUCAGAAUUGGCUGCCUCAGCCCCCGGCGUUCACACGUCUUCCCCGUGGUCACCAGGAACUCACAGGGCCGAGGCCAAAUGCCGCCCGGUGCCCGGGAGCCCAGGACCAGCCUCUGGGGACCCAGGACCCCAGGCCUCCUACCCGGGACCCGGGACCCCGGGGUUCCUGCCACUCCCAGGCCUGUUUGGAGAGCUUCUGCAGCCGCUGAGCUGCUCUGGAGGGCCAGGCCAGACCGUGCCCACUGAGUGCUCGCUGCCCCGGCUCGGUCCUGCCCCACCCCAUCCCCAGGCCCCCGCAGCCCCUCCCUGUGGACAGGGCGGCCGGCCUCGUUCUCCAGGAAGCCGUGUGGGUGCAACCCGGUCCUGCUACCGGUGGCCAGCCCCUCCAUCCACGGGGCUCUGGGCCCGUUGGGUGGGGUUCAGGCCCCUCCCUGCCAAGCCCCACUGUGAAAACCGGGGGACCGCCUGCUCCAGGGGCGCCAAAGGCGGGGGCUCUGCCUCCCAGCAUCCCCAGAGAGACCCAGGGCGGAGGGUGAUGUGGUGCCCCCCUGACUCCGGUGGAUUCACGGGGGUGUCUGGGGGCGGUGCCAGGACCUGCCGGCCCCAGGGGUCUCUCAUGCGUGUCUUUCAGAGGCUGGAGGACACCAUCCUGAGCCCCGCGGCCAGCAGAGAAGACCGCGCGCUGACUGUGCGCGGGGGACGCUGGCGGGCCUCCCCCACCCCCGUGCCUGCCCGCAUCCGUGAGAUUGUGGCCGGCAGCCUGGCUGAGGGGCCUCCCCAAGGGCUGCGGGAGCCCCCGGCCGCUCCAGGCCCUGGGUCGGAAGAGCACGCACCCCUGCAGGACGAGCUGUCCCGGCUGGAGGGCCUGCUGGCCCAGGCAGGCACCGAGCAGGGUGAGCUGGCUGGCAGGUACCACGUGGUCAGCGAACGGCUGCAGGCCCGGCUGGAGGCCACCAAGGCCCAGCUGCAGAGGUCGGAGCUGGAGCGCAGUGUGGACCUGGAGGAGGCCCUGGGCCGUCUGGAGGCGGCCGAGCAGAGGAGCACCGGCCUCUCCCAGGUGAACGCCCUCCUGCGGGAACAGCUGGAGCACAUGCGGAAGGCCAAUGACAGGCUGGCCGAGGAGCUGGCCAGGACGACGGGCAGCGUGCUCCGUCUGCGGGCCGAGCUGGAGCUGCGGGAGGCACAGCGCCGGACCCACAGAGAGGCCAGGCACACCCACUCAGGACAGCCCCAGGAUGCCCUCCUGCAGAGGCAGGUCACUGCGCUCCGGGGACACCUGGCCGAACUGCGUGCAGCCACCGAGAGGGGCCUUGCUGACCUGCGGGCAGACGUGGCCAGGAUGGCCCGGCGCCUGCACACGGCCUGCCUGAACCUCGGCUCCAACCUGCGGCUGACGGCCGGCAGCGCGGCCGCUGCCCUGGAGCAGCAGCUGCGGGACAAGAUGCGGGAGACGCUGCAGCUGCAGGGCCGCUGGGCCGCAGAGAAGGCGGCGCUCCAGGCCAGACUCUCAGAGCAGACGCUGCUGGUGGAGAAGCUCACCGAGCAAAAUGCGAGCGAGACAGCCAUCUCUUCCCUGAGAACCGACAUGCAGAGACUGGUGGCCCAGGCAGAUGCGGGGAACGAGGAGAUGGUGAAGAGCAGCGGUGCUGAAGGCGAGGGAGUGCAGGGCCAACGGAGGAGCCCCCCGCAUGCUGGGUCCCCCCUGACGGCUGAGUCCUUGCCCCCAGCCCGCUCCCCAGUUGCCCUGGACUCAGCACUGUGGGCCGUGCGGGCGGCUAUUCAGAGGCGGCGGCAGCGGGAGCAGGAGCUGCGCCAACAGCUGGAGUCGGCCGAGGCGAGGGCCGCGGGCCUCCAGGAGCAGCUGUCUGAGAGUCAGAGGGAGCUGCAGGCCUCAAGAAGCCUCCUGCAGGAGGAGCGCCAGGACCUCCUGGGCAAGCUGGAGGCACAGAGCCGGGAGGCGCAGUGGAGCCGUGUGACCAGCGAGCUCCUGGGGAGAGAGAAGGCGGCUCUCGAGGAGGCGGUUGAGGUGCUGAGGGGGGAGGCAGCCGUGUCCCACGCUGAGAAGCAAAGCCUGGAGGCCAGGAACGCAGAGCUGCAGAGGAGCCUCCGGCGGUGUGCGGAGCAGAAGGAGGCGCUGGAGCAGCAGGGCGAGAGCAGCCGGAGGGCGCUGGAGAGCAGUCGAGGGCGCCUGGAGCAGCUGGAGGGGAUGGUCUCGGGGCUCAAGACGGAACUGGUGUCGGCCCAGGAGGCGCUGGACUCGGCGCGGCUGCAGAGGGACGUCCUGGAGAGCGAGAGGGCGAGUCUGCACGGCGCCCUGGCCCGGGCCGAGGCCAGCAAGGCUGACCUGGAGCUGCUCGUGAGCCGGCUCAAGGCGGAGGGGGUGGAGCAGAGGGACUCCGUGGCCAAGAUGGCCGCUGUGACGGAGACGCUGGCUCAGGACAAAGGCUCCCUGAACCGCCUGGUCCUGCAGCUGGAGCAGGAGCGGGACGAGCUGCGGGCGCGGCAGCAGACGCUGGCACAGGGGCAGGCCGGCGCCCGGGAGCAGCUGGCGCGGGCCGAGUGGCAGGUGGAGCUCCUGCGGGCCGAGAGGACGGGCCUGCAGCGGGCCUGCGGGCGGCUGGAGGAGCGGCUGGAGCGGCUGGAGGGUCAGGCGGCCCGACUCCAGCGAGAACGGGCCCAGUUGCAGGCGCAGGUGGGCCAGGUCACAUGCAAGAAACAGGCCCUGGAGAAGCAGCUGGCCCAGCGCCUGCAGGACCAGGAGGCCCAGAUGGCCGCUCUCCAGAGGGCCCUGCAGGAGAAGGAGGCUUUGUCUGAAGAGCGAGUCCAGCUGCUGGCCAAGCAGGAGGCCCUGGAGAAGCGAGGUCAGCUCAUGGCCGAGGAGGCAGCCGAUCUCAGGGCCGAGAGGGACGCCCUGGAGAGCAGCCUCUUUGAGGCCCAACAGCUGGCAUCGCAGCUGCAGGCACAGCAGGAGCAGCUGGAGGGAGAGGCCCGGAGCGCACGGCUGGCCCGGCAGGCCCUGCAAGGGGAACUGGAGCAGCUACAGAGCGCCUGGGAGGCCCAGGAGACGAGGCUGCGGCAGCAGGUGGCGCAGCGGGAGCGGGAUGCACAGCUGGCCCUGGAGAGCCGGGCGCUGGCCCACCGCGAGGACCUCGCGCGGCUCCAGAGGGAGAAGGAGACCCUGAGUCUGUCUCUGACGGAAGAAAAGGAAGCAGCAGCAUGCCGGCUGAAACGGGAGAAGGAGCUGGUGGCGAAGAGCGCGACCAGGAGGGAGGCGCUGAAGGAGGAAAUUCAGAGCCUGAGGCGUGAACGAGACGAGCGUCUCCUUCAGCUGGAGCAUGAGAAGCAGCAGGCCCUGCUUGUGCGGGACGCGGAGCUGAGCCGGCUGCGGGGCGAGCUGCAGCUGGUGCGGCAGGAGGCCCAGGGCCAGCAGGAACGAGCCGAGGCCACCGUCAGCGCCGUGGCCGCAGAGCUGAAGGCCCUGCAGGCCCAGUUUGAGGAUGCCAUCUCUGCCCACCAGACAGAGGCCAGGGUCCUGCGUGAGACACUCCGGGCGCAGGCGGCCCAGCGGAGCAGUGCGGGGAGAGAGGCUGAGACUCUGCGGGUGCAACUGGACGAGGCCCGCAAGGUGCUGGCUGCGCUGCGCCGGGAGCUGCAGGGCAGUGAGGAGGCCCGGGAGGGGUUGCAAAAGGAGGCCCAGGAUGCCCGCCAGGCGCUGGCUGACACAGCCCGCGAGAAGGACGCACUGCGGGAUUCCAACACCGAGCUGCGGGCCACCAUCCGCCGAGCCGAGCAGGAGAAGGCCAGCUUCAAGCGCUCCACGGAGGAGAGGGAGCAGAAGGUGCUGGUCCUGGAGAAGGCCUGGGCAGCAGCCCAGAAGCAGGCAGGCGAGCUGCGGACUGGCCUGCGGGAGGCGGAGCGGGCGGCUGUGGACACCCAGCGGCAGCUCCAGGAGCUACGCAGACAGGUGACGACGCUGGAGGCAGAGAACCAGAGAAAGAGCCGGGAGCUGAUGCGGCUGCAGACGCGGGGCGCCCAGGAGCCGAGCUGGCAGGACGCCCUGGCGCUGCAGAGGCUGGUGGCCGAGGCGGAGGCCGCCCAUGAGGACUCGCAGAGGGAGGUCCGGAGGCUGCGGCGGACGCUGGCGGAGGUGGAGGCCCGGGCCGAGACCCGGGAGAAGCAGCUGGAGUGGCAGCUCUGCGAGAGCCGGGAGUCCGAGCGGGCCCUCCGGGCGGAGCUGCGCAGCGUCACCCGCAAGCUGCAGCAGGCCGACGGCGCGGCCGACAGCCUUCAGGCUGGCCCAGACGGGGCCUGCCACCAGACCCACGGCCUCGAGCAGGAGCUGGCCCAGGCCGAGGGCGCCAGGCGGGAGGCGGAGGGCCAGCGGGGCCGGCUGUCCUCUCCUGAGCCGCCCGGCCCCCCCACCAGAGGCCCAGAGAGCCGGUUCCACUCGCCGCUCCGGAGGCCCUCACCCAGCCCUGGAGACCGCAGGGCAGAGGGGACCCGGGCCUCCACGAGGGACGCCCUGAGGGACUUGACGCAGAAGCCGAGGGAUGCCCAGCGGGAGGGCAGCGGACGUCUGGUGUUCCCAGGCUGGGGGCCUGAGUGCCCGGCGGGGGAGGCCAAGAGUGAGCGCACCUGGGCCCAGAGCCGCGUGGGGCAGCUGCAGAGGGCGCUGGCUGGUGGAGGAAGGGGAGCUCCUGCCUCCGCCCUGCCCCAGACCCACAGGGCCUCGGCCUCCUGGGCCGCGCAGGUGCCCGCCGGACCUGGGAGCCAGUCAAGCGGCCCCGCCUGCCCCCCAGGCCGGCGCCAGGCGGAGGGCGAGCCCACACAGGCCGUGCGGGCCCUGCAGGAGGAAGCGCUCCCGAGGCUGAGGCGGGGCGCCCAGCACGAUCAGGGCUCAGAACCAGAGCCACCCAAGGAGGAGCCCGACUCAGCGGGGCUCAGGGUGACGUUCAUGAAGGGCGCCUGUGCCCCACCCACAAUAGGACACCAUGCGUUCCCAGAGGCCUGGGCCCACUGCGACAUCUCCAGCCCCGGACACAGGGCGCCAUCGCCUCUCACCAAGGCUCCAAGCCGGGUGGGGGGCGGGGGGCUCAUGGCCCUGGGCUGUCAGGCUAGGAACGCAGUGGGCAGCACCAGGCUCGGGCUGAGGAGGAAGCCCCAGUGUCCCCGGAGCACGCAGCCCCGAGGAAACGGGCCACAUGUGUCCAAGGGCUGGGAGCGGGGCAGGGACGACAGGCGCAUCUUCCAAGGCCAUUCUGACCGCAGUGGGGAAGUGCCUUUGCCCACACCAGGCCAACAAGACCUGCUUCUAGAACUCUCCCCACCCGAGCAGGGGGCUCUGGAGGAGCCACUCGCCUGCCUGGAGUGCAGGGGCCCGAAGCCUGAGGGUACUCGGGAGCCCCUGCGGCAGGGGAGGGGCCCCAGGGGGGAGAUGCUGGGGGCUGGCAUCAGACAUCCAGCCCCCAGGAGACAGCGGGGGAAACCCAAGCGGGAGGGGCGCGCGGGGAGUCAGGAGCCUGAGGUUGGCUGCUCCACUGCGGGCGCCCCGACGAGGACGGAGGGUGGACAGAGGACAUGCAGCUUCAGGGAGGAUCAUGAGCCGGGCCAGGGGCCCAGCCUCAGGCCGGAGCGCCUGGUGCACGCGCCGCCUGCGCUCAGUCCAGGCGCUCGGCCCGGCGGCAGGGAGAGCGCGGUGCGCGGCGCGUACAGGCGCGUCUUGCGGGAGGGGCGGCCGCGCUGCGCCCGGGGCGGCCCGCCUGCAGGGGGAGCUCGCGGCGCGCCGGGCGCGGCCCCGGAAAUUAGGGGGAGUGGGUGUGACCCCAGCCCUACCUUUGCUGUCCGCGGGGAAGCUCCGCAGUCAUGGCAAUCACCCCCCAUCCCACGUGGUUCCCGCGGCAGGAGCGCCGGUGCUGCCUGCAGCUGUGUGGCCCUGGCACGCAGCCCACCCCUGGAACCCGAGCCCCCUGGAGGGGUGUGUCCUGCCGCCCUGGUGCCCGGAAGUGUGGGCACCAAUGACCGGGUGCAGCCGCUGCCCCCCUGUCGCUGCGCUGGCCCUGGGCAGAGAAGGGAGGGUUUGUCCCUCAUGAAGGUCCAGGUGAUGGUGUCCAGCCAGGGCCUCUCAGAGGUGCGCGUGGACACAUGUUCUGGGCCUUCCCCGGCCACCUGGGGCACACUGUCCAGCCGAGGUCCAGAUGGCAGAGCUGGAGCACACCCAGCGGCUCCAGGAGCUGGCCAUCUGGCACCAGCGACCCCAGGCUGCGGAGACCGAGCGCCUGCACAGGGCCCAGCGUCCCGAGAGAGGGCCCACCAGCGGCAGGCAAAGGUGCUGGAGGGGCAGGUGGCUGGCCGGAGGGAGCCGCUGGACCGGGACGUGCGGUGGCGGCGAGCCUGCCUCCGCCGGGCCUUCCGGGCCAAGAACUCUGUAAACACAGGGAAACACGUGGAGAACAUUUCCACCAACUGGAGCCAAAAACAUAAUGUCCUGCAAGGCCCAGCCACCACCUCCCCGCGCCCAGAGGCGGCCCGACUCCGGCUCCAGGAACUGCGGGGCCGUCACGGUGGCAGGUGGCUGGAAGUGACUCAGAGUCCGGUCCCCGUGACUCACUGGCCGUGA
Molecule: messenger RNA, 7551 nt
Organism: Dama dama (fallow deer)
Lineage: Eukaryota; Metazoa; Chordata; Mammalia; Artiodactyla; Cervidae
Gene: CROCC2
Product: ciliary rootlet coiled-coil, rootletin family member 2
Source: RefSeq, a predicted model, not a curated record